This is a messenger RNA of Trichoplusia ni (cabbage looper), 2003 nucleotides long. RefSeq names its product sodium-coupled monocarboxylate transporter 2-like. The record is from RefSeq and is a predicted model, not a curated record. Bases 170 to 1984 code for a protein of 604 amino acids. Gene Ontology annotation, biological process: transmembrane transport; sodium ion transport. Gene Ontology annotation, molecular function: symporter activity. The transcript is spliced from 10 exons. NCBI's taxonomy places the organism in Eukaryota, Metazoa, Arthropoda, Insecta, Lepidoptera, Noctuidae. Gene Ontology annotation, cellular component: membrane.
ACAAUUGGUACGCAAACAGAACAGACAGUACUGAACAAUUCUCUCUCGUAUUUACAAAAAGAUUCAAGUCAAAUCCGCUUUUAUCGUAUAUCUUUUAUUAUUGUUAGAAUACUCUGAUAGUAACUUGUUAUUUGCAAGACGUAUCUAACACUUGAAAGACGUAUACAAAAUGCCGAAAGUGCGUCCAACGAUUCCCGUUUCUCCCAUAUAUUUCAACGUAGCUGAGUAUUGCUUGUUCGGGAUUAUUUUAGGAGUGAUUGUUGGAAUAAUUGUGUAUUAUAAUGUGGUUAAUAGGAAAUAUAAUACGGUUUCCGGGUUUUUGUUUGGAGGGAAGCAUAUGUCGGUUAUAUCUAUAACUUUGGCUCUCAUCGCGAGCCACCUAACCAGCAUCACGCUACUCGGAGUACCUGUGGAGAUUUACCUCAGGGGUACUCAGUAUUGGGCAUCGGCACUCUCGCUUAUCAUCGUCACCUUCCUCACGGCAGUCAUAUAUUUACCAGUUUUCCACAAAUUGCAACUGUCUUCGAGUUUCGAAUAUUUAGAAAUAAGAUUUUCAACGCAUACGCGGACGAUUGCUGCGGUGUUGUUUGUGGUCAGCAAACUUAUGCUCUUGCCCAUAGUGCCCUAUGUGCCCCUUAUGGCAUUUAGACUGGUAACAAAUCCGCUGACGGCACGUAUAACUGCAGUGCUAUGCGUGACAUGUGCAACACUAAGUGCGAUUGGAGGAUUACGAGCUAUCGUCUCCAUAGGAAUAAUGACAACUUUCUUAGCUCUGGCCGGUACUGCCUUGCCCAGUGGACUAGCGCUCCUGCCCAUGGGAUUCAAGAGAAUGUGGGAAAUUGCCAGUCAUGGAGGAAGACUAGUUUUAUAUGACCCAGAUCCAGAACUGGCCCACCACACGUCCUUCUUCGCAGUUACAUUAGCUUUAUCAACGAAUUGGCUUUGGAAGAUAGCCCUAAGUCAGUCAACACUACAGAAGCUGCUAGCAGUGCCCACAAUAAGUCAAGCCAGGGUUUGUCUGUUAGUGUCAUGUGUUGGAGUCAUACUGAUGAAGCUUUUGUCUUGCUUCCUCGGAUUGGCGUUGUACGCGUGGUUCGCUGGUUGCGAUCCUUUACUGACGGGACAGAUUAAGAAACAUGAACAGUUAGUUCCACAUUUCUUAAACAAUUUAUCCAUGAUGUUUCCUGGAAUAUGUGGGAUCUUCAUAAUAUCCAUAUUCAGCGCGACAACCGGUUGUAUAGCCUCAUUGAUUAACUCUAUUGCUGGAGUACUCUUUGAAGAAUUCAUCAGACCAUGGAUGCCACAGAGUACCAAUGAGUUGGCUUGCUGUAAGAUUAUGAAGUGUCUCUGCGUCUUGGUCGGCCUUUACUGCGGUUCAGUCGUUUGGUUUGCCAAGGAACUGGAUCGUCUACAGCAUGUUGCGUCAGGAGUCACAGGAGUUACGGCUGGCACUCUACUGGGCUUGUUCACCCUUGGAAUCGUCUUCUCAAGAGCCAAUUGUUCCGGAGCUCUAAGUGGUUGUUUGUUGAGCCUAAUUCUGUGUGGGUGGCUACUCAUUGGCGCAGAAAAUGCGCUGGCCACUGGAGCGUUGACCUUUCAGGGGAAACCACUGGCGACAUCGGGGUGCGGGAAAGCUAAUUUCACACAUGUAGUGGUCAACUUGACCACAAUGGUACCUAAUGCUGCGAAUCAGAUACCAUCAAAACCUUUACAAUCACUGUUCCGGAUUUCCUUCACAUACUGUCCAUUCGCUGGAGCGGUAUCAGUUCUACUGAUUGGAGUCCUAAUGAGCUACCUCACGGGAAAAUCCAAGUCAGACUCCAUGAAUCCCGAUGUUUUCUGUCCGUUAACCCAAAGUUUUCUUCACAAGUCCAUGAUUAGAAGUCCCACAGCAUCGCUUGAACCGAGACCGCAAAAUACACAGGAAGUCUACUUCGCUUUGGAUGAGGCACUGAAACAUUUGAAAGAUGUUAUUGAUCGAUAAAUAAAUGUGAUAAAAGUCA